This is a messenger RNA of Fusarium redolens, 792 nucleotides long. Its product is annotated as putative FMN-binding domain-containing protein. Bases 1 to 792 code for a protein of 263 amino acids. The record is from RefSeq and is a predicted model, not a curated record. The transcript has a single exon. Lineage: Eukaryota; Fungi; Ascomycota; Sordariomycetes; Hypocreales; Nectriaceae.
AUGUACAUCCGCAAAGACCACGCAGAGACAGACCUCCGUGUCCUGCGACGUCUCGUUCGGGAGAACCCACUCGGUCUUCUUACCACCGUCAUCUCAUCACCUUCGGGGUCUUAUCCCCUUGCCCAAGCCAGUCAUAUCCCGUGGGUGCUGGAUAUUGAAGAUGAGGAGAGCGAGACAGAACUCGGAACUCUGAGGGGCCACCUUGCCAGGCAAAAUCCCCAAAGCAAGUCCAUUAUCGAAGAAGCCACCACCAAGAACACACAGGUCCUCGAGAACGAUGUUCUUGUCAUUUUCCUGUCCCCGGUUCAUCACUAUAUCCUUCCCCUCUUCCUGGCUGAGACCAAGCCCACCACAACAAAGGUCGUUCCCACAUGGAAUUAUGCCGCCGUUCAGAUCUAUGGUAAGGCCAAGGUCUAUGUUGAUUCCAGGUCAACCGAGACAUCCGAGUACCUUACUUCGCAAAUCAACGCUCUCACUCGCCACUCGGAGAUUAACCUCAUGGGCUUCGAUGGCAAGGGCGGCAACCCCGAACCCUGGAGGGUGUCGGACGCGCCUGAGAGGUACAUUGAGCUCAUGAAGAAGGCCAUUAUUGGCAUUGAGAUUCAGAUUGAGCGCUUUGAGGGCAGGUUCAAGAUGAGCCAGGAAGAGACUCGGGGUGACAGCGAUGGAGUGAUUGCAGGGUUCCGAGGACUUGGCACUGAGGCGGGGCAGAGAGUUGCAGACCUUGUCGAAGAGCGACGGGAAAUUAAGGAUAAGGCGAAGACAGCACAGCUACGAAAGGACACUCUCUGA